This is a messenger RNA of Diorhabda carinulata, 9193 nucleotides long. RefSeq names its product protein TANC2. NCBI's taxonomy places the organism in Eukaryota, Metazoa, Arthropoda, Insecta, Coleoptera, Chrysomelidae. The record is from RefSeq and is a predicted model, not a curated record. Bases 754 to 5070 code for a protein of 1438 amino acids. The transcript is spliced from 15 exons. Gene Ontology annotation, molecular function: protein binding.
UAUCAGUCUGCUAAAGUUUAUAUCUAUUCAUCCUUGUCGUCUAGUCGUCAAGUGGAAGUUUAUCUGCUACAGAGAGCACAGUCCCUACAAGCGACCCGCAAUUCUCUCUUAUAGUUCGAGACUCGGAGACUUGUUUGUACCAGUGUAUUCUCAGUUAACUUGAAAAACUCGGUUUGUGAGUAACACUUGUUUGACUUAAGUCGACUCGGACGUAAUAUUUGUUCGAAAAUAAACUUCGAGACUUUUAACGUCGAUUUUUCUAGGAAGUUAUUCGCACAUAUUUAAGGAUUUAGUGAAAAAUUGUAAUUUCGCGGAUUGUGUUGGUUUAAGUGAAAUAGAUUUGACUUACAAUAAUAUUAAAAUAUAAUAUUUUUAGUUAAUUGAAUGUUUUUAUUGGUAACUUUAUUGGUGAAUAGUGAUAAAACGAAAUCCAACUGUCUUAACUCUUAACUCUGAUGUGAAAAAGUGUUUUUGCAAAACUGGAUUUUAAUUGGAACAUUCUAGGUAAAACGAAUAAUCCCACUUUAGUUCGGCAUUUCUGUCUUUAUGUUAGUGAAGGUAUACAAAAGAAAGGAAACAUCAUCUAUUUAAAUUGAAAAGAGGAAAUUACUUAUAAGUGCCAUAAAGUAGGUAGAAUCAUAUAUCAGAGACGGUAUGUGGCGGAUAAGUUCAGUGGCCUGAAGGUGCUUACCUAAAGAGAGCAACAACUUCAACAUGUAAGAAAAGAGACAGAAAGUUAUUAUCUAGAAGAAUAUGAAUACACCUCGACUGCUAGGUAGCGGAAUUAGUCUUUCUGAUUUAGAUUUGGCAGCCAUUAGACGGCUUCUAGAUGCCGAAAAUUCCACAUCUGGCACGUGUCCAAGUUGCGAGAUGCCUUUCGACAAAGGCAAAAAGAGAAGACUAAUAGACAAUUGCGGCCAUGAAAGAUGCUAUUCCUGUAUGUUCACCAAUGAGUCAUGCCCACUCUGCAUGGGCAACGGAGAUAGAACGGAAAACGAUGGAACGCUGAGACCUAAUUUGGGAUGUGCCCCAUUGAGAGGAUCCGUUAUUAGUCUCCAAGGAGAAGUACCUUCAAGUCAACUAGAAAAAACGGAAAAAGUUCAAUCGAGGAACAAAGUUAAAACUAACGGUUAUUUUAACUUACUUUCGCAAAGCCGUCAUGAUUUGUUAACGUCCAGCAUAGAAGUAGGCCAUCCGGAAAAGUUGCCAAAGACCCGACCUUCCAAUUUGCGACAUAGGCCGCCAGAUCAAAGUAUUAUGACUCAAAGUUGUCCUACGCCUCCCCAAGCCAGGAAAAAAUUUUACCUUGGUGCUAAAGGAUUGAAAAGUCCUCUAUUAAGUAGGAGUAGACAACAAGACUCAGCGGUAUCAGCUGGAAUGACAUCAUCGACGACGUCAACAGAAGGAAAACAUUGGCCCAGCGUGAUUUUAGGAAAAAUACGUUCGCUGUGGAAUGCGGGCUCCAAAAGUGCCAAUACAGGCCUUAAUCAACUUUUAAGAGACGACGAAACAUCGAAUCCGAAACCUGUUUUAAAAAAAACCUCCGAAAACGACAUGUACAUGCGUCUUGGGCUACUCCUUGGUGAUUCCGCUAGACGAUCGAAGAAAACUCAAGAAGCUAACCAUGAAUCGUGUUCGUCAUUAGCUAGUUAUGAAGCUUCAACGAUGCUAUCUGCAAAUACAAGUCCGGUAUCAACUUUAACCGGAAGCAGCGAAGACCAGCAUAGGACGAAUCCAAGUUCAGAUAGUGUCGCUUCUUUGAUGUCUCUUUCUUUAUCUGGACAAAGCACCAGCUCGAGUCCUCUUAGUAGACGACAUAGUGUAACUCCUUCUCAACCUCAUCUCAGUGAAAGUGUCCGAUAUCGAAAACCAGGAGCUAGAAUAACAAAAGCGGAGAUAUCAAAAAUUUCAGCCGAUCCUAGGAUACGGUUAAGGCAGUACGGUCCUCCGCAACUAACAUUCAAACCAUUAUUUUUUGAAGUACCACUUCAAGAACCAGAUCCGUUGUUCAUCGGACGUCACUGGUUAAUAAAAGAAAUAGAAGAUGUCAUAAAUUCUUCCAGUCCCGGUGUUUUACUCACAGGCAAUGCCGGAAGCGGUAAAACAGCUCUAAUCCUCCAAUUGGUCGAGUACAGUUGCUUCGGACGAAGAAAAGAAUCCCAUCAUCAUUCCGAUAGAUCUCGUAGUCCCCAAAGUAUCUACUACCAAAUAGAUUUAAUUUCCGAAAAAAUAAAACAGCUCUCUAACAGUAUCGUAGCUUAUCACUUCUGUCAAGCCGACAAUAACAAUACUUGCUCCGUACCUGAUUUUAUUCAUUCUCUAGCAGCUCAAUUAUGCCAAGCUCCUAAACUAGCUUCCUAUCGGGAUCAUCUAGUGAACGAAUCAGACCUUCAAAGUAUUUUGGCUUUAAGAGAAUGUAUAGCGAACCCAGAUGUAGCAUUCACCAGAGGUAUUCUCGAACCUCUAGCUUGUUUGAGGAGAUUGGGGAAAAUAGAUAACCAAAACUUUGUGAUACUCAUAGACGCCCUUUGCGAAGCUGAAUAUCAUCGACCUGAUCACGGUGAUACCAUAACAACAUUCCUGUUAAAACAUAUCUCGAGUUUCCCUUCGUGGUUGAAAGUCAUCACUACAGUUAGAAGUCAAUUGGAAGAAGUCACCAAACAGUUGCCAUUCACAAGAAUAUCCUUGGAUAAUAUACAAUCUAACGAUAACAUCCAAAAAGAUAUAAUUGGAUAUAUAAACUUUAGAGUCCAGAAUAAUCAAGCCAUACAAAGUAAUUUGACAGCGACAAAUAACGGUAAAACUGAGAAUUCUUCCGUUUGUCAAAGUAAAUUCGCUCAACAUCUCCUUAACGUCAGUCAAGGAUCUUUCUUAUUCGUAAAACUGACUUUGGAUCUGUUAGAAAAAGGACAAUUGGUUGUUAAAUCGUCCGGGUAUAAAGUCCUACCUGUUAACUUAGCUGAAAUCUAUUUAUUACAUUUCAAUUUGAGAUUUCCUACUAUUCGAUCUUUCGAGAAAGUUACUCAUAUUCUCAGCGUUUGCUUAGCGGCUCUAUACCCUUUAACCAUUUUGGAAAUAUAUUAUUCAGUUAAUGCUCUCACGAUCGAUAAUUUUUUGCCCUGGAACGAAUUCCUGCAGAGAUUCAAAUUGUUGUCUGGAUUUUUGGUGAAAAGAUUGGACAAUACUUAUAUGUUUUUCCAUUCGUCGUUCAGAGAGUGGUUGAUAAGAAGAGAUGAAAAUGAUGCUAUGAAAUUUUUAUGUGAUCUAAGAACUGGACAUGCUGGAAUUUCUUUCAGAUUAUCCCGAGUACAAGCACCGUUGGAUCCAGAAAAAACUUUGGAAUUGGGUCAUCACAUUCUGAAAGCUCACGUUUAUCGAAACAUGUCGAUGAACACUUUAACUUCUAGAGAUUUGCAAGCAAAAUGGGUUGCUGAUAGCUCAGAAAAUGUUUCAGAAGCUGUAUGUCAUUUAAGAAAUAUGUACUGUCCGAACGUAAAAGUGUCCAGAUUAAUGCUACUAGCCGGUGCUUCUCCUAAUCACAUAACCGAUCUCUUGGGCAAUGCGCCAGUUUUGUGUGUAUACGCAAAUGAAGGUAUCCUUCCAAUGGUGUCAUUGCUUCUUGAAUUCGGAGCCGAUGUGGAACUCGUCAACAGUCAAGGAUGCACAGCUCUAUCUCUCGCUUCCGCUAGAGGCCAUUGCGACGUGGUGCGUCAGUUAAUAGCAGCUGGAGCUUCUCCGGGUCACGCAGAUACCGGUGGAUAUAGCCCUUUAGUACAUGCUGCUAGAAACGGAUUUCUCAACGUUGUAGGUUAUCUGCUAGCUUGUGAUUGGAUUCCUAAAAACGAAGACGACGUUCAAAUAGCCGUAGCGGCGCAACAGGCUCUAAUAGCUGCCGCAGGACAAGGUCACAGCGAAGUAGUUGAAUAUCUGCUGGAUAUGGCCGAGGUUAAUAUUGACAUUCCGGAUAAUAUUACAGGUGAAACUGCAUUAACUGUAGCUGCUUUGAAUGGUUGCCACGGUGUUUGUUCCGUGCUGAUAAACCGAGGUGCCAAUGUUUGUAUGACGAACAAGAAAGAAUUAGCGCCGUUGCUGUUAGCUGUUAAAGAAGGACAUUGGGCCGUAGCCGAAAGACUGAUACAGAAUCAUGCUGCUAUCGAACAGUGUGACUCGAAUGGAAAAUCGCCAUUGAUGAUAGCAUCUUCCGAAGGUCAUUUGGGAAUUAUCGAACUUUUAAUCGAUAGAGGUGCUGAUUUAAACAAAGAAGAUAAAGAAGGCAUAACUCCAUUGGGAUGGGCAUGCUUGAGAGGUAAAGUUCAAGUAGCUCAAUGCCUCUUAGAAAGAGGUGCUUUCAUCAAUCAUACUGAUAAAUCCGGCAGGAUACCUUUGGAUUUAGCAGCUUUCCAUGGAAACCAAAUAUUAGUUCAAUAUUUAAUCGAUAGAGGUGCUACAAUAGAACAUGUGGACAUGAACGGUAUGAGACCGUUGGACAGAGCAAUAGGAUGUAGAAACGUCCAAGUUAUACACUGUUUUUUGAAAAAGGGAGCAAAACUGGGACCUGCUACGUGGAGUAUGGCCCACGGGAAACCGGAUAUUUUAUUGAUAUUGCUCAAUAAAUUACUGGAAGACGGUAAUAUACUAUAUAGGAAGAGUCGACUGAAGGAAGCUGCUCACCGUUACCAAUAUGCUCUUAAAAAAUUCCCUAUAGAAGACCAAGAUGAACACAACAAAACCUUCAAACAAUUGAAAAUCAAUUUCCUAUUAAACUUUUCCAGAUGUAAAAGGAAAUUGGGGGAAUCCCAAGAAGCUAUUGAAUUAGCAAAUCUUGUUGUUGAAUUAAAACCAGAAUCUUAUGAAGCUUAUUAUGCCAGAGCAAAAGCAAAAUUGGAUCAAAGUAAAUACGAAAGUGCCUUACACGACGUUAAAGAAGCCUUGAAAAGGGCACCACAACAAGGGAACGAAAUUAAAAUUUUAAAUUAUUUGUUAGAAGAUAUAACUACGAGGAUGGUAUCCAGUAGAAGUUUAGGAAAUAGAAGAAACGUCGCAAUUUCGGUAGAUACUCUACACGAGUGAGCUAAUUUACUUUUAAUUUACUAUUAUUGUUAUUAAAAUAAUUUAAUUUAUAUAUUUUAAAUUAAAAAUAGUACGAGGUCAUUCUAUUACAUAUUAUAGCAUGAAAACAAUUUAUAUUUAUAAACUAUUUGAAGAAAAAAAAAUUGUAUUCAAAGUUCCGAGUUCUUAUUUUAGACUGUGUGAAAAAAGACUUGAAAAUAAUUAUUUAAUUAUUGUUAAUAUUUUCGUAUUUAAUUAUAAGUAACUUUUGUAUAUACACUCUUGAAAUAAUUUAUUUUCUAUUAAUUAUUUUCGUUUACUGUGACAAAAUCCAAGUCAAUCUAUUAGUGUUUUAUAAUUUUUUUCAUUCCAUGCUUAAUUUAUUUGAUUUUAUUUACUUUCAAUUGUACAAAAUAAUUUUGAGGCAACCAAUUUGUGAUCUACUCUCUUUUUAACGCUCACCCAAACGACUUCAACGACAAUAAUUACACAGGCCUGCAUUUUACAACAGAAAGUUUUUUUGUAUAACGGAAAGUUAUUUUUCAAACUUAUAAAAUCGCAAAAUAUUGAAAACCCACGACCUAUUUCACACUAGUUUUAUAAUAUAUUGAAGAAAAAAUACGAAAAAAUAUUCAUACAGGAACUGUUACAAAUUUUUAUUUAUUCGUUUACGCUCCCAAUUAACGCCUGAUAUCUUUUUUUCAACAUGUGGUUGAUAUUUUUCAAAAUAUACAUAAUAAUAAUUCUUAAAUAUAGUUAAUUGAUUUGAGACCAGAAAAUCAAAAUAAAUUUAGUAACAGUUAUUGACGUAAUUAUAAAAAUAAAGAGAUUGUUCAAAACGAGCGCCAGCGAGUUUUUCAAAUUACGCGAGUAUCUGUUACUUAGAAUAUCAACAACCCCCUAAUUGCUCUAUUGUGAGCUCCUGAUUUAUAUAUGCUUUUAAAAUAAUUCCAGAAUAUUGUAAAAACUUCUAUCAAGUUAGUUCUCCUUUCAAAAACACCUAGAACAAUAUUCUCAUUUUUCACCUCAAUAUGCAAUUAACUCUCAUCUCAGAACAUUGUAGUUACUGUUAACCUCUUAUUUCAAAAACAUCUAGAGCAUAGUUUGAAGGCUAACCAAUAAUAGAUGGAAAUUCAAUCUUUUUAAUUUUUAAUUCAUUAUUAUGACUAGAUGCUCUACUAUGGACUCCUGCCCUAUAUACACUCUUGAAAUAAUUCCAGAACAUUGUAGAAAUUUCUGCCUAGUUACUGUUAACUUCCUCUUUCAGAAACAUCUAGGACAUAGUUUAAUAAUUAACCAAUAAUAGAUGGAAGUUCAAACUUUUUAAUUUUCAAUUCAAUAUUAUAACUAGAUGCUCUACUAUGAACUCCUGCCCUAUAUACACUCUUGAAAUAAUUCCAGAACAUUGUAGAAAUUUCUGUCUAGAUACUGUUAACUUUCUCUUUCAGAAACAUCUAGAAGAUGUUCGAUGAUUACCCUAUAUAGGAUACAACCAUCUACCAUCUUUUGUAGUUUCUAUUAAAUUAAAUUAUGACUAGUGCCGUCAUAUGGUGUGCGAUUGUGUACCCAUUACGAUAAUUUCAAAUGAAGUUUUUUAGAAAUAAAGCACUUCUGGCUUCAGUUCCCUAUUUACUUUUUUAUAUUUUCAUAAGAGAAAGUUGGUCUAGUAAAGUCCUGAGUUUGAAUAAGUAUCUAGUUCUUCUAAAUACAGUCGUGGUUUCCUUUAGAUAAAAAUAAGUUGAAAGAACUUAUACACAUUUGCUAUGAAUUCAUUUGAUGGUAGAUAAUUUUCUUUUCGUUUGUAUUUUCAUAAAUAUCUGGUAAGUUUUUUUGAUUCAGCUUUUUCUUCAUCAGACUGGCUGCAAUAUAGAAUUUUUAGGGCGCCACCUUUUCCUGAAGUAGCAAUAGAGAUACUCAGCUGAUCUAUGAAUACCACUCCUUUCAGAAACUUCAGGUUGUGGAAUGGCAAUAACCAAAUUCCAUACUUUGCGCCCCUUUUGAUUGAUCUCAUUUAUAUGUAUUUUUGAUAGAGGAAUGUCCUUUUAAGUCGAUGGUUGACUCUACAACAGAUAAAGUAGGCAAGGGAUUGUAUGGAUUGCAACAAUAUUCUCUGGACAAAUAAGAUGUUUAAUUGCAUCUGACUUGUUAAAUUCCACCUUUCUGAACAGCCGCAAUGUUAUCAUUUAUAGGAAUAUCCUCCACAAACUUUUGUUGACAUAACUUGAACUACAAAAGACAGUUAACCGGAUUACUUGUUCAAAAUUUUUCUAAUCAACACUACAAACCAAAGAAAUUCUUUCUGAUAAUAUGUUGUUAAUUUAGUACUAAAACAUGUAGGUUUUUACAAGAUGAGGAGGGGUUGAGGGUUGUCUAUGGAAAAUAGCAAAUUCUCUAGGGAGUCACAAUACAAAUUAGUUUGUACAACCCUUUUGUAGCUGAAUCAUGGGAUCAUAGUAGUAACUAGUGCUUCAAAAAUAAGACAUAUUCAAUUGAAACUGGUUCACAGCUUUGCAGCUAAAUCAGUCGAUGUCUGUUGAAAAAAUCUUCUGUUUUCAUUAUCAACUACAGCAAGGAUUCUCAGAGCUUUUCUUGCAAGAGACACUUUUUACAAAAUGAACUGUUACUCCAGAUUCCCAUAGAUAAAUAAUUUUCAAAAUCUUAUUUCCAGUUGCUACUAUAGUAGUGACCAACUUUAAAAAGGGAACUUCACUGGAUGUUUCAUGUCUUUUGAAUUAUCAUACUUAUUGCUUUUCAGAAGGCCUAAGGACUUUUCUGAAACUAACCCGGAUCACGUUCAUUUUUGUUCGGAAACUGAUCGGGUAAAUCAUCGGAUUGUAGUCAUAUGAUAGACCAGCAAUCAGCUAACGGGUUGCUUCAUUUAUCUCUGGUUUUUGAAAUGUAAAAAUUAUUCAUUCCUCUUAAACACUAUUAUUUCAUAAGCGACGUAAUUGAUAGAUUAGGUACUAACGAUUUAACGAUUAUGUUGCUUUAGUGCAAAAUCCGUUUGAGUGGUUAAAUCGUAGAUAACUGUACAAAAACAAUUAUUGAACAUCUAGAAUACAUUUUAUACUAAGUAGAUAUCAUGGAAGAAUUAACGCACAAAUAAGUAAUGAAACCAGAAGCUUUUGUUGUUCAUGUUUUAAAUUUGAAAUUGCCGCGCGAGGUUGUAUGAUCAAAAUCUCGUUCUGGGUGAGGAUACGCAAUCAGCCGACAAGUGAUCUAUCUCACCCAGGACCAUAGCUUUCGAAAAGCCCUAAUUACUACCUGACAUUUUUUGGGUUACAUGAUUAGAUUGUAAUACACUUUGAAUAACUUUAAAAAAACAAUUAUUAAACAUCUAGAAUACAUUUUAUACUAAAUAGAUAUCAUGGAAGAUUUAACGCCCAAAAAAGUAAUGAAAUCAGAAGUUUUUGUUAUUCAUGUUUUAAAUUUGAAAUUGCCGCGCGACGUCCUGGUUCUGGGUGAGGAUACGCAAUCAGCUGAAAGGUGACAGAUGACAGGCUGAUCCAAGACCAUAGUUUCUGAAAAGCCCCAAUUACUAUCUAAUAUUGUUUGGGUUAUAUAAUUAGAUUGUAAUACACUGCGAAGUUAAUAAGUAAAUAAAAAAUACAAUAUAAUAAAUAGAUAUAAAAUAAUUGAUCUUCUGUUAAAGCUCCUCGCUUAUACUGUUGGUUAAUUCUACUAACAUUAUCACAAUGUUUUGUUCCAUGGUUUUGAUAUUGUACCUAGAUGUUUUUUAUCUAUAUAUAAGAAACUGUUAAAACUUCCCAUCCAAGCGAAUGAUAUAUGAUAAAAAAACCUUUUCGACCUCAUUAUCCUCCAAAAACACCACUUUGAGAAUCCCUGAUAUGCAGUUAGAUAUAUAUGUACUUAAAAUCUGCCAAAUGUGUAAGCAAAUUUUUGUGGUAUAUUACUAUAUUUAGAAUAUUCUAUUUGUUAUGUUUAUAUGGUAGUUUUUGUUGAAUUUGUAUCUUUUGUUUCUUGCCGACAAUGUUAUAUAUAUACUUACUAUAUAUAGGCAAAUAAUUUCCAGUAUUUUUGAGUUUUUAACAGUGUAACUGUGUGAAAAAUUUUUUAUUCGUAUAUUUAUUUAUAAAUAUAAAGGUGCUAUUAAAAAAUGUUUAAAAAUGCAAUAAAAAUAAAA